AUCGCCUGAUAAUCCGACUGCGCAGGAUCCGCAUGAUACGGUACUUCAAUUACAUUUUUUUUUUAAAAAAGAAGGAAUUUCUAAUUUGUUUUGCUUUUUUACUUUUGGAAAUUUCGCACCACGACAACGAGAUCCCCGCCGAACGUCGCUGAUAAGUAAGAGAAGAGUCGAAGCUCGCGACGGAAGUUGAUGGAGACGAGGGAGACCUAGUCGUAGCGCCGCCGCCGCCGCCGUCCCGGGAAGCUCCGGCGACCGCGUCGAUCUCUCCGUCUCCGGAGCAGCAAGAUGAGCACGCAUGAUUCUGAACAUGGACAGAUCAUUGAAGUGUGUGGAGAUGUGCAAGCCAUGGAAACAAGCCAGGUUGGUAGUAAGGUAUGCACAGAGGCACCUUGUGGUUUUUCAGACGUUAGAAAUAGUUUGAAAGAUGCAAGAGAGAGGUCAAACUCUAUGAAGAAACUUUUGAUUGCGGUGGUGCUUUGUAUUAUCUUCAUGAGCAUAGAAGUAGUUGGUGGUAUUGAAGCCAACAGUCUUGCCAUUCUCACAGAUGCAGCGCAUUUGCUGUCAGAUGUUGCCUCAUUUGCAAUAUCCUUAUUCUCUAUUUGGGCAUCAGGUUGGGAGGCGACUCCACGCCAGUCUUAUGGUUUCUUCCGAAUUGAAAUUCUUGGUGCACUUGUCUCCAUCCAGAUUAUAUGGCUACUUGCUGGGAUUCUUGUGUAUGAAGCAAUAGAAAGACUAAUCAAUGGUACAACAGAAGUUCAUGGCUUUCUCAUGUUCAUUAUUGCUGCCUUUGGUCUUCUUGUGAAUAUUGCCAUGGCACUGUUACUGGGUCACGAUCACAGCCAUGGUCAUGGUCAUGGUCAUGACCAUGGUCAUGGACAUAGUCAUGGGCAUGAUGAUGCACAUGAACAUAGUGAUCAUGCUCAUAGCCAUGAGGAUCAUGGUGAUGUGCAUACUCAUGGAUUAACCGUCAAGAAACAUGACCAUCAUCAUCAUGGAGAAGAUUCUAAAGACCAUGCUGAUCAACAUCAUGACCAUGAAGCAGGUCUAACUGAGCCGCUUUUGCAGACUUGCUCGGAAGCUGAAGGUAACUCAAAACCUGGAACCAAACAGAAGCAGCAACGUAAUAUUAACAUACAAGGUGCUUAUCUUCAUGUACUUGGGGAUUCCAUUCAAAGUGUGGGUGUGAUGAUUGGGGGUGCAAUUAUAUGGAUUAAGCCCGAGUGGAAAAUUGUCGACUUGAUUUGCACACUGAUAUUCUCAGUAAUUGUGCUUUGGACAACAAUAACGAUGCUACGUAACAUUUUGGAGGUUUUGAUGGAGAGUACGCCUAGAGAGAUUGAUGCCACUAGGCUCGAGAGUGGACUUCGCGAGAUGGAUGAAGUGAUUGCAGUCCAUGAAUUGCACAUCUGGGCUAUAACGGUUGGAAAGGUGCUAUUAGCCUGCCAUGUCAAAAUAAGGCGUGACGCCAAUGCGGAUAUGGUCCUGGACAAGGUCGUGGACUACAUCAGAAGAGAGUACAAGAUAAGUCACGUCACCAUUCAAAUAGAAAGAGAGUAGAUUUCGGAAGGUGAAUGAUUUAGUUAUGGCAUUGUAUAUGGAUGGCAGCGUCAAUUUGGCUUCUAAGUUGUUUAGAUAUUGUCAUUUGGAGCUUUUUCUCGUAGCUGGGCCUUUGAGGCCCUUCAGGAGUAUGAUGUAAUGUUCGCUUCUCCUUUGUUGGAAUCUUAUGUUUAAGAGCUCUUUUAUCCAAUAA
Molecule: messenger RNA, 1750 nt
Organism: Eucalyptus grandis
Lineage: Eukaryota; Viridiplantae; Streptophyta; Magnoliopsida; Myrtales; Myrtaceae
Product: metal tolerance protein 1
Exons: 2
Coding region: 286-1557 (423 amino acids)
Biological process (GO): zinc ion transmembrane transport
Cellular component (GO): vacuole; plasma membrane
Molecular function (GO): zinc ion transmembrane transporter activity
Source: RefSeq, a predicted model, not a curated record